This is a messenger RNA of Colletotrichum siamense, 1503 nucleotides long. RefSeq names its product FAD-linked oxidoreductase chyH (gene chyH-0). The transcript is spliced from 4 exons. Gene Ontology annotation, molecular function: FAD binding. The coding region runs from base 1 to 1503 and encodes 500 amino acids. NCBI's taxonomy places the organism in Eukaryota, Fungi, Ascomycota, Sordariomycetes, Glomerellales, Glomerellaceae. The record is from RefSeq and is a predicted model, not a curated record.
AUGGAGGUGCUCACAGCCGUGGCUGCAUGGGCGAUCGCCUCAUCCUGCGCGAAUAUCCCCGUCGCCCGUCAAUUUCUCGGAGGCAUCUGCGCGAGAGACACCGCGGAGCUGGGUAACAAGCUCUCGGACACCGCCAAGAUCUAUGAGCCGGGCUCGGCCGACUUCACCAACGCGACCAUCCGGUGGUCUAACCUUAACGCACCGACCGUCAGCCUGGUCGUCGUCCCCGGAACGGAGAACGAUGUUGCUGAGACAAUCAAAUUCGCCAAUGAGAAGAGCUUGCCCUUCCUUGCAUACAACGGCGUGCAUGGUGCUAUCACCACCCUCGGCAAGAUGCAGAAUGGUAUCGAGAUUUAUCUCAACCAGCUGAGCGGCGUCGAGGUCUCUGAGGAUGGCCAAUCCGCAAAGAUUGCCGGCGGUACCCGCUCCAAGCUUGUCACUGACACUCUCUGGGAAGCCGGAAAGCAGACUGUCACUGGCACUUGCGAGUGUGUCAGUACGCUCGGACCUGCCCUUGGAGGUGGUCAUGGCUGGCUGCAGGGUCACCACGGUCUUGUUGCUGAUCAGUUCCUCUCCAUGAACAUUGUCCUGGCUAACGGAACCCUUGUCACCAUCGAUGAGAGCUCUGACCUUUGGUGGGCUGUCAAGGGUGCCGGCCACAACUUUGGUAUCGUCACUUCAGUCAACGUUAAGGUCUAUGACAUCGAACACAGCAACUGGGCCGUUGAGACUCUCAUCUUCAGUGGAGACAAGGUCGAGGAGGUCUACCAAGCUGCCAACGACCACCUCCUUAAGAACGGAACCCAGUCUGCUGACGUCGUCAACUGGUCCUACUGGCUGAACAACCCCGACGCCGAUGCUGAGAACCCCAUCAUCUUGUUCUGGAUUAUCCAGGAGGGUGUCGAUGUUGUCGACUCCACCUACACCCAGCCCUUCCUCGACAUCGGCCCUAUCUCUGCCACGCCCACUGCCGGAACCUACCUCGACCUCGCUACCUGGACCGGAAUCGACCUUGAUGCCAUCCCUUGCCAGAAGGCCGGCCUCAACAACCCCCGUUUCCCCAUCUACGUCGAGUCAUACAACGUGACCGCUCAGCGCCAGGCCUACGACCUGUUCGCGGCCAACGUCAAGACCGACUCUCCCUUCUACAACUCCCUCUUCAUGUUCGAGGGUUACUCUAACGAGGGUGUCAAGGCCGUCGACAGCGACUCAACUGCCUUUGCCUUCCGCGAGGACAACCUUCUCUUCGCCCCUCUCAUCACCUACACCCCCAACGGCACUGCCCUGGACCAGCAGGCUGCUGACCUCGGCAACCAGCUGCGCCAGAUCAUCCACGAGGGUAGCGGUCGUGAGCAGAUUCACGUCUACCUCAACUAUGCUUUCGGUGACGAGACGACCUCUGAAUGGUACGGUGCUGACCAGUGGCGCCAGGAUCGUCUCAAGUCUCUGAAGUCCAAGUAUGACCCUGAGGGCAAGUUUAGCUUCUAUGGCCCGAUUGCCUGA